CAAGUAAACGGACAAAUGCAGAUGUUGCGUGUUUAUUGUAAUGGACGUGAAACUUCUUUCUUAGAAUGUCAACUCUCAGUAGUUCAAUCAAGCAGCUGUAUUGAUGACGGAUACGCUGGAGUCGUUUGUUACCAGGCACUAAACGAUUCGGUAAGAAUCGUAAAUGGAAGCUCUCCAGAUGAGGGCCAAGUAGAGGUCUAUAUUAACGAUCAUUGGCAGAGUGUAUGUGACAUAGGUUGGGACAAAAGAGAAGCUGAGGUCGUCUGUAAAAGCAUUGGGUAUUCAGGAGGUGUACCUGCUCCUUCAUCUACGUUUGGAGAAAAGAACAAUCAAGUAUGGAUGUUGGGUGAUGUUUACUGUUAUGGAAGUGAAACCUCUUUGUUUGAAUGUCGGCUGUCAGUAGUUGAUCCCAGCAACUGUGUUAAUGGCGGACAUGCCGCAGUCUUAUGCUAUCACUCAGGAAAUGAUACGGUAAGAAUCGUUAAUGGAACCUCGGAAAAAGAAGGUCGAGUAGAGGUUUUGAUGAAUGGUGAAUGGCUCAGUAUAUGUGACAGUGGUUGGGACAAACGUGAAGCCGAUGUGACUUGCAGAAGAAUAGGGUAUUCCGGAGGCCUGCCUGCUCUGUCGUCUUUGUUCGGAGAACAAAGUGGACAAACUCGCAUUUUGGGGGAUGUUUACUGUAACGGAGGUGAAACGUCUUUACUAGGAUGUAGACUCUCAGUCAUUGAAUCAAGCAGUUGUACAAAUGGCGGACGUGCUGGAGUCAUCUGUUAUGACAAAGGAAAUGACACGGCAAGAAUUACAAAUGGUAGCUCAGUAGAUGAAGGUCGAGCAGAGCUUUUGUUUAACGGCGAAUGGCGAAGUGUUUGUGACAGUGGAUGGGACAAACGUGAAGCCGGUGUCCUUUGUAAAAGUUUGGGAUAUUCAGGAGGUCUCCCGGCAGUAUCAUCUAUGUUUGGAGAAGGAAGCAAACGCAAAUGGAUGUUCAGUAAUUUUAACUGUUACGGAGGUGAAACCUCCUUGUUCAAGUGUGGACUAUCAAUAAUUGAAGCCAGUAGCUGUGUUAAUGACGGACACGCAGGUGUUGUUUGUUACCACUCAGGAAACGAUUCGGUGAGAAUGGUUAAUGGAAGCUCUAUGCAUGAAGGCCGGGUCGAAAUAUAUCUAGGAGGGCAAUGGCAUAGUGUAUGUGACAGUGGAUGGGACAGACGGGAAGCUGACGUGACUUGUAGGAGCAUUGGAUAUUCCGGAGGCUUACCUGUAUUAUCAUCUAUGUUUGGAAAAGGAAGCAAUAAUUCAUGGAUAUUGGGAGGUGGCUACUGUUACGGAAGUGAAACAUCCAUACUAGCCUGUUCAUUUACAGCUGUUGAAGCCAGAAGCUGCUAUAAUGGCGGACAUGCAGGAGUCCUUUGUUUUUAUUCAAGAAAUGAGUUGGUUAGGAUUGUAAAUGGUACCUCAGACAAAGAAGGUCGAGUAGAAAUUUUAACUGGUGGGCAGUGGCGAAGUAUAUGUGAUGGAAGUUGGAACAAGUUUGACGCUAACGUUACUUGUAGAGGCUUGGGGUAUUCGGGAGGAUUUCCAGUUUUAUCCUCUUUUUUCGGGGAGGGCAAUAGUGAGUUAUGGCUGAGUAAUGUUAAUUGUAACGGAGAUGAGGAUUCUCUGCUCCACUGCAAGCCGUUAUCUUUAAUGUCUACGAGUUGUUAUUCUAAUGGAAAAAAUGCAGGAGUCGUUUGCUACAAUUCAUUAAAUGAAUCAGUGAAAAUACAAAACAGAACUUCGACAGAAGAUGUAAUUGUAGCUAACCCUCAGGUACUUAUACAUGGCAGUUGGAUAGGAUUGUGUAAAGACAAAUGGGAUGACAGAGAAGCAAAAGUCAUCUGCAGAAGUCUUGGUUACGUAGGUUAUGGUGGCUUGUUAUACAGUAUGCAAGACAGAAAUUCAUACAACGAACUCUAUGUUAAAGAUUUUCGCUGCAUUGGCAGUGAACAGUCGUUAGCUGAAUGUUCAUUUGGAGUUAUAGGUUCGGACAUUUGUAGUAUUAAUGGUGAAGUGGGAGUGCGGUGCCAUAACGAUGUUAGAAACUAUACUAGACUUGUUAAUGGAUCAUCAAACAAAGAAGGGCGUGUAGAGGUAUUUGUAAAUGGGAAAUGGGGCACUGUUUGUGACGAUUUAUGGGGAAAUGAAGAUGCAACUGUGGUGUGCAAAAGCCUUGGAUAUUUAGGAAUUGCAACUGCUCACCAUUCAGCUUAUUUUGGAGAAGGACAGGGGUCAACUUGGUUGGAUAACGUUAAGUGCAAAGGUACAGAAGCUUCCAUCUUUGAUUGUGAGCACAAUGGGUAUGGAGUAGAAAACUGUAGUCACCGUGAAGAUGCUGGUGUUACAUGUACGUAGGUCCUUGAUAGUUAAAUGGAUGUCUUCCAAUAGACAAUGAUCAUAGAUCUCGUAUUUUUGUUUGGAUGUGAAUUUUAUUCAACGAGUUAUGGAUUUUCAAACUUUAGAUAUAGUUUGUAUCACGUUUUAUAUUUGAUAUAUAUAAAGAUUUUACCGCGA
Messenger RNA from Saccostrea cuccullata (small rock oyster), 2550 nucleotides. RefSeq names its product deleted in malignant brain tumors 1 protein-like. Gene Ontology annotation, cellular component: membrane. The transcript has 15 exons. The coding region runs from base 16 to 2391 and encodes 791 amino acids. The record is from RefSeq and is a predicted model, not a curated record. Lineage: Eukaryota; Metazoa; Mollusca; Bivalvia; Ostreida; Ostreidae.